Molecule: messenger RNA, 2078 nt
Organism: Varanus komodoensis (Komodo dragon)
Lineage: Eukaryota; Metazoa; Chordata; Lepidosauria; Squamata; Varanidae
Gene: SUB1
Product: SUB1 regulator of transcription
Exons: 6
Coding region: 1052-1393 (113 amino acids)
Biological process (GO): positive regulation of transcription initiation by RNA polymerase II
Cellular component (GO): nucleus; transcription regulator complex
Molecular function (GO): transcription coactivator activity; DNA binding
Source: RefSeq, a predicted model, not a curated record
GCCUUUUUAUGGCUUCCUCUCCAUUUAUCUGUGCCGUGAAUUGACAGCUUGCCUGCUGGGUGUCUCGUGGGGCAGGCCUUGGGGUGGUUUUGUGGGAGUUAGGCAGGAAUAAGAGGGCCAGUGAGCAGAGUCAAGCUUACACACUGAUCUUCCCUUUUCAGUACUGCUGCUUGCUUCAUGUUGGUGGGUAGUAGUAUGACUGUUAACCAGCUGCUGUGCUCGCCAGUCCUUCCCUGUUUCCGAGUAUUAUCGCUGCAUAUUUAAAGUCGUUUUGGUGCCAUAGAUCCUCUGGCAUGCCUGUCCUGUUUCUCUCCAAACCAGUAGAGGGUAGUGGCUAGAGCGCUGGACUGUGACUCAGGUAAUCUGAGUUCUUGUCCUCAGCCUUGAAGCUCACUGAAUGAGUUUGGGCUAGUCACUGACUCCCAACUUCACCUACCUCACAGAGAUUUUAUUGUAAGGAUAAAAUGGAUAGUUAUGUAAAUCAUCUUGAGUUCCUUGUAAGAAAAAGAUAGGCUAUAAAUGUGGUAAAUAAAUCUAUGUAUACAUGUUUAGGAUAUCUUUCUCAUAACCUGCUGGAAUCUUGCUGUAUUUUGCACUCUGGCAUGUUUCCCACUGUUCUCUUUUAAUUCUUUACUUCAGGAAUGGGGUAUCUGUGGUUCCAGAUAUUGUUGGACAAACUUUUGUCAUUUCUUGGCAUGUUGUCUAGGGCUGGAAGUCCAGCAAUAACUGGACAGCCACAGGUGUGCCAUCCCCAUUUUACUGCAUCAUGUAAAGAUCUGCAUAAGCUCUCUCAAUAUACCUUAAAGCAGCCUGCUUUUCAAGCCUAUGACCUCCAUGGCAUUCUACAUUUCUCCAUGUUGUCCUCAAAUAUCUUUUUUCAACAUCCUGUUUUAAGAAGUCAUUGUAUGCUCUGUGCCUUCAGUAGUGUGGAAAAGUCUUAUCAGGAAAAUAUACUGGUCCAUCUGGAGGAAAACCUGAUGACCCCAAGAGCAACUGCAUCCUCAACAUCUACAUAUGUGCCUUUUCCAGUUCUUUGAGCUAGAAUUGUCAGAUGAACUUUUUCUCUAGGAUGCCUAAAUCAAAAGAACUUGUUUCUUCAAGCUCAUCUGGCAGUGACUCAGACCGGGAAGAAAAAUCGCAUGUGAAUCAUCUAGUUGCGGAAAAAAGGAAAAAACAGGCAGCACCAGAAAAACCUGUGAAGAAACAGAAGACGGGUGAAAGUUCCAAAGGUGCCGCCUCCUCCAGGCAAAGUAGCAACAGAGAUGAGAAUAUGUUUCAGAUUGGUAAAAUGAGAUAUGUCAGUGUUCGUGAUUUUAAAGGUAAAGUUCUAAUUGAUAUUAGAGAAUACUGGAUGGAUCAAGAAGGUGAAAUGAAACCUGGCAGAAAAGGUUAACAUGACGAAUUUCCAGGCAGCUUGCAUCUGAUUUCAAGUAAAUACUUGGCUUGGUAAAAUUCCAAAAGAAGAUAAUGUAGCUUGUACUAUGUAUUUUACAGUUUUAAAAAAUGGUGGCAAGGUAAGAAAUGAAUACUGUGGCCUGAAUGAAAACAGCACAAUUAUAUAGACUUGCUUAUUUUGCAUAAUUUCACAAAUCUUUGAGAGGUCUGAAGAGAUUUGCACUGAGGUUUACUCUCCUACCCCAGGAUAUCGGACAUAGGUUUGCACCCAGUUCUUACUAAGUUGUGCAUUGCACAUUUCUUGUGCUUAAGUUAAAUAGGAAGCUUGUGGCUGCCUCAAUACUGAACUCUACAGCCAAUGCCAAACUCUGUGGUGGCGUGAAAUGACCAGACUUGUUAUGAUAUUUAAGGAUUUGUUUUGGUUUAUUUUAGGUAUCUCUCUAAAUCCAGAACAAUGGAGCCAGCUGAAGGAACAGAUUACUGAUAUUGAUGAAGCAGUAAGAAAACUGUAAAGACAAGCCAUACACAAAUUCUACUGUUAUAGGUUUAAGUAGUCUUUUUACAUUGGCAUUCAUUUUCUAAACUAUUUGUUUUCCAAGCUAUUGUAUAUUUGGAUUGCAAAACAAUUUGUAAGAUGAACGCUUUUUUUAAUGUGCAUUAAAAGUGUAUACUGAGUGAAGUUA